AUGCGGGCAGCGCAGGAAAAGACCCCGUCGCGGAAACGAAACUGCCACUCUCUACUUGAUCUCAUCCAUUCGUCUCUCGUUAACAUGGGUUGGUGGAAAGCAGAUCCCGUUCCUGACCCUCAACCACCACAACUCCCCUCAACGCCUCCUCAUCCUAUACCUACACAAUCACAUCCAGCCUCUACGUCCGAAUCGUCAUGCCCAGUCGACCCCAAAACGAGAGCAAUAUGGCUGCAGCAAGUGCAAAAGACACCUCAAUCGCAAUCGCAAGCACAAUCACAACUACCACCCUCCCAUCCACCACUUCCCACAUCAACACCAACCCCAACACCCUCUAGACCACCCGUACCAACAGCCUACGCCUCCUCCCAAGAAUGCUCUUCAGACCGCAUCUCGCAAUCUCCCCUUCCACCCUCAGACAUCGCCUCUCUUCCUCAGUCCUCACGACCUCUAUCGCAAGACCGUGUCGUAUCCUCCAUCCCUCGCGCAGCGACACCUGAGAGCACACUAUCGACCCCAGCAAACAAUGAAUCCGAAACCGGCACCUCCGCCUCAGGAAACUGGAUCUACCCAAGCGAAUCUCAAUUUUUCAACGCGGUCAUGCGCAAGCAAACGUCCUCCAACCCCUCGGACCUCAUCAGCUCAAUCUCCCACAUCAUCCCAAUCCACAACGCAGUCAACGAGCGAGCUUGGACCCUCAUUAGAAAAUGGGAAGGCGACUCCAGUGCCUCAUGCGGCGGGCCCAAACUCCAGUCCUUCAAGGGUCUAGGCAGCGGCGCCAUCUCGCCCAAAGCCCGGAUGAAGACGUUCAUGGGCUACACGGAGCCCUUUGACCGGCAUGAUUGGGUCGUCGAGCGCUGCGGAGGCGAGACGGUCGAGUACGUGAUCGACUUUUACCAGGGCAAGCAAGAGGCCUCGGGAAAUCCGAACGCUCUGAACUUCUAUCUUGACGUACGGCCCAAGUUGAACACGUUCGAGGGCUGGAAAAUGAGAGCGGAGCGAAUUGCUGGGUGGCGAUGAUGUCGUCUGGCAUCAUGUAGUUGUAUAUAAUACUCGGCGUCACAGCGCAAAACAGAAAGGGGGAAGAUGUUUGAGAGCGACUUGCGGCUGACAUUAUGUAUGAAAUGGAUAUAAUUCUCGCCUCGACUCAAACUAAACCCAUCCCUGGCUACCCUAUGUAAACUCGACAACAACUGAACGCCCAUUUGGCCUGGAAAGAAACAGUCCCAUUCGUUAUUGUCCAUCAUUUCAACCGCAAACAACCAAACCCUAUGCCCUACACAAGCCUGAGAGGACAAGAUGUGGCUGGUGUGGUGCCCUUCAAUGCCUGAGUCCCAACCCGGUGGACAUGCAUGUAAUGCCCCGAUGCCAUCAUUUCGAAGGAAUAAGAAAUAUGAACGUUAACCUGUGCAUGUGCAUGGAUAAUGUCUGUAACAAAGAAGGAGAAGCAAGGACUCGCAGGUGGGAAUAAUCGGCCGACUU
Messenger RNA from Exophiala viscosa, 1482 nucleotides. Its product is annotated as cytochrome c heme-lyase. Gene Ontology annotation, molecular function: holocytochrome-c synthase activity. Gene Ontology annotation, biological process: cytochrome c-heme linkage. The coding region runs from base 1 to 1020 and encodes 339 amino acids. The record is from RefSeq and is a predicted model, not a curated record. Gene Ontology annotation, cellular component: mitochondrion. Lineage: Eukaryota; Fungi; Ascomycota; Eurotiomycetes; Chaetothyriales; Herpotrichiellaceae. The transcript is spliced from 2 exons.